Calliphora vicina (urban bluebottle blowfly) is the source of this 1506-nucleotide messenger RNA. RefSeq lists its product as uncharacterized. NCBI's taxonomy places the organism in Eukaryota, Metazoa, Arthropoda, Insecta, Diptera, Calliphoridae. The record is from RefSeq and is a predicted model, not a curated record. The coding region runs from base 118 to 1311 and encodes 397 amino acids. The transcript has a single exon.
GAUCAACCUUUUUUGUUAAUUAUUAAACAUAAGACGAACUUUUCUAUUGCAUUCAAAGAAAACAUUGCAAAAGUGAAUAUUCUAAUUAACAUUUGACAAAAUCGUAUAGAAAUUAGUAUGCCAGGUUACCAUGAUCCUAUUCAGCAUCAUCGUCGUCUAAGUUCUUUUUCCUUGGAUGCAAUUGAAGAAUAUUUUGCGCAACUGAAUCCGAUUGCUAAACGUAUUGCGUACGACAUUAAUGAUACGAAAGCUAAUUAUGGCCAACUAUGGGAUACCUUGGACUACCAUGAACAGAACGAUAUAAUAAAUGAUACGUUGAUUAAGCCGGAAAUUUCCUUACGGUAUUUUGACAAUUUUUUAACACCCACACCUACCAAUUCAUCGGGAAAUAGUUAUCAAUCGUCUACGGAUUCGUUAACGGCCAUAGUAUUGAAGGAUGUUGGCACAACUAGAAAUUGUGUUGGAGAUAGGGAGGAAGGAGACAAGAAAAAAAUUACAACGUUGAAACCUUAUGGUGGAAAGUAUAACCCGCAUGGCAUUAAACAUUUUUAUUCAUAUGAUGGACGCAAUUUGCAUACAUUUGGAAUGCAAAAAGUGGCUUUAAAAGUUAUACAGGAUGAUGCUUUAGGAUGUUUUCGCGACGAACAUUCACUUCCAUUCUGUUAUAGAACUAAAUCCCAAAUUAAUUUGUUUGUUUUGCAACCUAUUACUGAUUCAAUGGCAGCUCGCAAGACAAUUGUUCCCAGCAAGAUUAUAGCAGCUCCUUCAAAGACUAUGGCUUUGAAACCACGAGAAGAUUGCUCUCCAGAAGAUGAGGAGUCCAAGAAAGCAUUGGAUAAUUAUCAUCGCUUGCAACAUCAAUUAAAAAUGAAUCUUAACGAAAAGAAAUCUCAAGAUUUACAAAAAUCAUCUUCAUCGUAUGUAUCAAUAAAACCUAGUAGUAUUUCAGCGAACCGCAAAAUUAUAAAAUCUCCCGAUACUUCAUAUAAAUUAGAGAAUAAGGAUAACAAAAUAUCAUCGAAUUCGAAAAAUACAAAGUCGUCAUUGCUGCAAAAUUACAUAAAUUCAACCCAAAUCAAUGCAACACCAAAAAUAGGAGUUAACUAUGCAGUAUUCUCCGAUUCUUAUAACACUGCUGAGGAAAGUUCUAAUUUAUUGCAACAUUGUGGUCAGAGUGAUCUAGCUACAGCUUCUUGCUCUUCGGCAGCUACAUCGGAUGAUGAUGAAAAAACGUUAGAAGCAGAGGAUGUUCAUUUACUUGAUAAUGAUUCAAACAUACGCAAAGGAUUUGAUUUUCUUAAUAAUUGGUAAAAUAGAUAUUCAAAUGGCUGCUUAAAUAUUAACCAAUAAUUGCUGCUUUAUAGUAAACUAGACAACACUACUGUCCCUUAUUUCAAAACUUUUGAUAUUCAUAUAUUACAAAAAGACCCAGCGACAUAAUUCUAAUAUAUAAUAGACUGAACUGAUUUUUUUAAAUUUUAAUAAAUAACACAUAAUAUGAAAAUA